Messenger RNA from Galleria mellonella (greater wax moth), 4980 nucleotides. It is a transcript of the gene ERp44, whose product is annotated as endoplasmic reticulum resident protein 44. The record is from RefSeq and is a predicted model, not a curated record. Lineage: Eukaryota; Metazoa; Arthropoda; Insecta; Lepidoptera; Pyralidae. Bases 88 to 1326 code for a protein of 412 amino acids. The transcript is spliced from 7 exons.
UUAUUAAGAUUUGUUGUGUGUGUGUGUGCUGUCAUCGGCUUUGCCAGCAGUAGCACCUUUUUCUUCUUUCAAGAUUAAUAAAAACUGAUGAGUAUAAUCAUGAAUUGGAACAAUUCAUUUAGUUUAUUUAAUUACAAAUUACUGGCAUGUGCAUUUGUGUUGCUGUGCCAUAGUUUUUACAAUCCAACCGAUAGCGGUGCAGUAUCAAUUACACAAAAUAAUUUAGAUAUGGUCUUAGCAUCCAAUGAGAUUGUAUUCAUCAACUUCUAUGCAGAGUGGUGUAGGUUCAGUAAUAUGCUGAUGCCAAUAUUUGAUGAUGCAGCUGAUGAAGUCACAAAAGCCGGAUAUGAUAGUGGCAAAGUAGUUAUGGGUAAAGUUGAUUGUGACAAAGAAGGUGCUAUAGCUACAAGAUUUCAUAUAACUAAAUAUCCUACAUUGAAACUCUUUCGCAAUGGCAUACCUGCUAAAAAAGAAUAUAGAGGCCAACGAUCUGUUGAAGCCUUUUCUGAAUUCAUCAAAAAACAACUAACAGAUCCUAUCAAGAACUUUGGAUCACUUAAAGAAUUGCAUGACUUGAGUGAGGAUAAGAGGCAUAUUAUUGGCUAUAUGGACAGAAGAGAUCAGCCAGAGUAUGAGGUGUUACGAAAAGUAGCAGCCAGUUUGAAAGAUGAGUGUCAAUUUCAUGCAGGCUUUGGAGAUGCCUCACAACAAAUGCAUCCUCCAGGUCAGCCAAUAGUAGUAUUUAGGGCAGAUAGAAAAACAUCUACCGAACCUGAUGAAACUUUCAAAGGCUCAUUGACCAACUUUGAUGAGUUAUAUGCCUGGGUCCAAGAGAAAUGUAUUCCUUUAGUUCGUGAAAUAACAUUUGAGAAUGCUGAAGAACUGACAGAAGAAGGGCUACCAUUCCUUAUCUUAUUCCACCACCCAUCAGAUACAGAAAGUGUGAAGAAAUAUAAAGAAAUCAUUACUCGCGAUUUAGUUGGUGAAAAACAGAAUGUAAAUUUCUUGACUGCUGAUGGGGUUAGGUUUGAACAUCCACUUCACCAUCUUGGCAAGUCUAUAUCGGAUUUGCCACUUAUUGCUAUUGACUCAUUCCGUCAUAUGUACCUCUUCCCAAGCUAUAAAGAUAUGGAAAAGCCUGGAAGAUUGUAUCAGUUCCUUCAGGAUUUAUAUUCAGGAAAACUACAUAGGGAAUUCCAUUAUGGGCCGGACCCGGGGCAGCCGCAGUUGGAUACAGAUGUGAAAGUGACUACACCGCCAGAGUCUACAUUCAAGAAACUAGCGCCAUCCAAGAAUCGUUACACUCUUCUCCGCGAUGAGUUAUAAGGUUACUGCGUCUAGGUCAUGUAAUUUAGCUUAAGUAAGCAAGCCACUAAAGAUAUAAUUGUAUAAAUUGUUUUUAUCUCGUUUUUUGAAAAUUACUGAAUCGAAAUUUAUUUAUCUGUUCUAUUCGAUAAUUUAUUAUUUUUCUAUUGAAAACUUAAAAUGUAGUUUUUUUUUAUUGUUCUAAUAAAGUUACUUCUUGUGGAUGAAUUUUAUGUUUAUAUAAAAAUUAAUUUUUAUUAGAAGUCUGAAUAUAUGUAAAUUUCGGAUAUCGUCCGAACUAUUUUAUUUAGAUAUUAAAAUAAGGUUGAUUAUAUAUUUAUAAUAUAUAUUAUAAAUCUUCAUCUAUUCUUGUCAUAAUUUUUCUCCACUUUUUACUUCAUUUAAUAUUUUAAUUAAUUCUAAUAUUCAUAAAUGAUAUAUAUUCGCUGUCAAGCUUUCUUUAUCCACUUGACACAUUAAAAUACUACAGUAUUCUGUAGUUAAGAUUAAACUUAUCGAAAACAAUUUGUAGUAACAUUAAGGUAUUCAUAAAUGUUAUUAUUUAUACAGGUUGUCAAUAAGUUGUAUCAUUAAUAUAAAAUAAAAUGAUUGUCGUGGAGAUUUUUGAAUUGUAUAAUAUGAUUAAUAUUUUUUUUUUAUAAAUAGGUACUGGAAUAUUUAUGAACAUCUAUAUAAUUAUAAUAUUUCUGUAAAUUGUGUUUCUUUAAAUUUUGUUUCCAUUCGAAUUUAUUUUACGUGUAUCAUUUUAUAAUAUUCAAAUAUUCAAGAUUGUAAUAGAUAUAGACGUAUCGAAAAACGAAAAUGUCACGUUUCAACAAUACCUUGAGGUAUUAAUAAUUUAAUAGAUAAUGUUUAAUAGUUGUAUUAGUCACGAUUAAUGUUUUUUUUUCAAUUUAUCGUUUUUUUUUUUUACUAUUUUUAAAGGGUCCUAACAUAUUCCAGUUUCACCAAUAUUGAGUGUGACGCGCAAUAUUGAGUGGUACGAUGCACGUUUACUGACGUCAUAUUUGGUAAAUUAUAGUGUUUAUAGGGAUUAUAUAUUCUGUAUCAUAUGUCGAUGUUCAUUAUGAUGACAUUCGUAGGGGCUCCGCGUGACGUCAUCAUCAUCGUCAUAUCAGCCAUUAAAUGUCCACUGCUGAACAUUGGCCUUCCCCAUAGGAGUUUUGCUAGUGGAUGCCACGCUUAGCAGGCGGGUUGGCAACCGCAGUUAGUCAUUGGUGAUGUUUUAUGAGGGACUUUGCUGUCCAUCCUUCGACUAUUAAGUUCACUUAGUCGUCCCAUACGACAUCCACAGAAAAGGAAGGAGUGGCCUUUUCUAUGUCUGGAUCACACAGUAAUUUGCAUGAUAUUAAAUGUUAAUAACACUAAUAGAUGCUUUUAUAUUUUAUUAUAGCGUGUUACGAUAUCAAAGUAUUUGUACACGAGUGCCCAAAAAAAGGAAUGUAAAAUUGUAUUUUCAGAGUUUAUUUCUGAGUUUCUUUAUUUCUCGAAAACUUGUAAAUGGCUGAACAGACUUGAAUGUUGGGGUAUUGUUAGAAUUCAUAUAUCAUGCUGACUGGCACUGGCUAUAAUUUUUAAAUAGUUAUUUUUUGUCAGGGCAAUCCAGUCAUUUUUUAUUUGUGGAGCAAAUACUACUUGUUGUGUCAUGAAGGAAAGCACAAAAUUAUAUGAAUAUGAUUAAGGAAACGUUUUUAAUUUUCUGCGUCUACAUUGUUACAUAUAAUGACUUUAAAAGUACCUCCAUACAAUCGAACAUUUUGCUCUCCAAUAUUAUCGUGACAGUAAAAAGAUCUCUAUCAGAGAUGAGCUUAACCUUGCAAACAAGUUGUUAAACUAAUCGCUGUAUUUUUUUACAAGUACAAUAAAGAAUAUAAUAAAAUAAUUUGAAUUUCAUAGCAAAUUACGAUGUAUAUACAGCAAAGCAAUCUUACAUAUGCGUAGAAGUACCAAAUAAGCAUGAUAUUAAAAUCGGUUUUAGCUAAAAACAGAAAUAAUCUACAAGAAUGUAAUUAAAAUUGAAAUUAAACCUUUUAUAAGGUCUGUGUCCAUUAAAAAAUAGUCAUUGGUGGUGAUGCUGUUCGUAUUGUCUUGAGAAAGGUCUUGAUACAAUAUAAAAAUAUGUUUAAUAAAUUUUAUUUCAUCUGUAAGCCGGAACAUUCCUUGCUUGUCAGGCAUUCAGGAAAACCUAUGCGAAUUAAUGGUUUCGAUUAAAAACUUGCUCUAGUUUUCAAUUUUAAUAAAAUUUUAAAAUCUUUUUCCAGUUCUUCUGUUGCGUAUACUGAUAUACGUUAUCUUUUCUUUUUUUACAACCGCCUUUAAAAAGAAGGAGGUUUUUAAGUCGAUUAAAUUGUUUUUAUCUUCGUGAUACCGUCAUUAGUAAAUAGAUUUGGAAAAAUAUUUAUUUUAUCUAAAGGGAUAUAGGUACUUAGAGAUUGGGUUCGUGGAAAUUUUAUCAAAAUCAGUUUGGCAUUUUUUAAAUCAAAAUAAUUGGUUUUGUCACAAAAGAAAUCGGUUUUUUUGUGGCGCACAAUCUUAGUUAUAUUAUUUUCAAGAAUGUGUGAUAUUCUUGUCUCUAUUUCAGUAUCGCAUUGUAUUAAAUUAUAAUUAUUAUUUUGCUACUAUACAGCCUUGUCGUUAAUUCCUUCUUUAUUCUUGGUCCUUUUUUUAUUACUAAGACAUUUUUUAUUCUUAUAAUGAUUAGUUUAAUAACAGGUGCGCAUAACGUACCUUAAUAGCUGUUAUUGCAUUUAAAAUGUUUUGUAGACUUAAUUACCGAUUUUUUUUUCACAAUCUAUAAAUAAUGUAUUAUAAAAACGAAUAGCCUGCAACAUAUGAGUGUUUGCCAUAAUAUAUUUCUAAUUAUCCACUAAUUAAUUAUAUUUUAAAACCCCGGGAUUGCGUAUUAGCUUUACGGAGCCUAUGGUCACUACAGUUAUUUAUGUAAUUACUAUUUCAGAUUAUUGUACAGUAGCAUUUGUGACACAAUUCAUGAGCGAUGAUUAUAAAUAAUAUAAAAUACGCACACAAAUGAUAACCAAUAUAUAAUGAUACAUAUAUAUUUACCAUUGUAUAAGUAUUUUUAAUGAUAGAGGCCUUUGUCCAAAGGGGGGUAAAUGCGGUAAUUACAAAUAAACACACGGCCUGCCUGAUGGCAACUUCUAAUCAUUGCUAGUAGACACUAACAGUAUCUCGGUCCAUAAAUUUAUGUGAAUGGUAAAUCUUUUUACUUACUUUUUAUUUAUAUACACCAAGUAUAUAAAUAAAAAGUGAGUAAAAUGAUUUGUAUUUAUUAUUUUUUAUUGUCUAAUAGCGUCUAAUAUGAUUUAUUGUCUUCUAUUUAUAAAAGAUUUUUCAUGAAUAUGCCAAGUAUAAAAGUAGAUUAUAGGUAAGACUGUCGACGUAACCAGGCGAGAUACACAAAAUUAAAAAAAGAAAUCUAGUUUUUCUAAGAAGUUUAUAACAAAUGGAAUACCUUUUUCGUCGUACACGUAUUAGACUACGAGAUAAAACAUUCCUUAAAACGUAGUCAUUACCUAUUAUUGUUUGUUCGUAUACCUAUUAUACUUAUUAUAAUACUUAUUAUGAUAUGAAAUGGUUGUACAAAGUGUAUGUAACGUGACGUGUGUUGUAAUAAAUUUUUCAAUCCAUAACAUU